This is a messenger RNA of Hemiscyllium ocellatum (epaulette shark), 2061 nucleotides long. Its product is annotated as rab11 family-interacting protein 2. Gene Ontology annotation, molecular function: small GTPase binding. Gene Ontology annotation, cellular component: phagocytic cup; endosome. The record is from RefSeq and is a predicted model, not a curated record. The transcript is spliced from 5 exons. Gene Ontology annotation, biological process: regulated exocytosis. NCBI's taxonomy places the organism in Eukaryota, Metazoa, Chordata, Chondrichthyes, Orectolobiformes, Hemiscylliidae. The coding region runs from base 187 to 1833 and encodes 548 amino acids.
GGCUAGGAUGGGAGGUGAGGGACACUCGGGCUUUCUCCUCACAUUUCGGCCUUUUAUGUCCCGGCAGCAGUGAGGGAAUGUGAAGGUGGCGCGGUCGGGACGCCCUUGAGUUUAAAUAUUCCCCGGGCUGAGCGCGCUUUCAGUGAAAUAAUUUGAACAGAAGAAGAAGAAAAAAGAAAUAGGUAGAUGAUGCUGGCGGAGCAGUCGCAGACAUGGUUCCCUACCCAUGUCCAAGUGACUGUCAUGCAAGCUCGGGAUCUCAACCCCAAAAGCAAAACCGGUACCAACGACACGUAUACCAUUAUCCAGCUGGGCAAAGAGAAAUAUUCGACCUCGGUGGCGGAGAAAACCUUGUGCCCGGUAUGGAAAGAGGAGGUGUCCUUCGAGUUUCCUGGGCUGCUACUGCAGGGGACUCCAGAGAAAUACAUCCUCCACCUGAUCGUCAUGCACCGUUCCCUUGUCGGACUGGAUAAAUUCCUAGGUCAGGUAGCCAUCUGCCUCAAUGAACUUUUUGAAAACAAAUCGAGGAGGCAAAAGGAGUGGUUCAAGUUGGAAUCUAAACCAGGAAAGAAGUCAAAAGAAAGAGGUGCAAUUCAGGUUUCCAUCCAGUUCAUGCGAAACAAUAUGACUGCAAGUAUGUUCGACCUUUCCAUGAAGGAUAAAACGAGGUCCCCUUUUGCCAAACUGAAAGACAAAAUGAAGGGAAGAAAAAAUGAUACCACUUUUUCUGAUCAUUCAUCUGCAAUUAUUCCAAGUACAUCUGCUAACCCCGAUCAAGAAGCAUUGGAGACAGAUUUACAGCUGAAAUCAAAGCCAAAAAGAGCCUUUCUGUUGGGACCACAAAGGUUAUCAUCUGCACAGUCAAUGUCAGAUUUACCUGGUCCCCGUCCAUCACUGGGAAAAAUCAAAUCCAAUACCAUAGGCCAUGUAGUCUACAAACCUCCCACGGAUUCUGUUCGCUCCAGUGAAGAAAAGGAUCGUGACUCCCUGGCCAAAUCACCUCACCGAAGAUCACAGAGCAUGGAUACCUCCAAGGUGAACCAAUUUGACCUAAUUUCUGUCACAAAGAAUGGAACUGAUUCAGCAAAGCCACCAGCUGAUCCAUUUUCAAAGCAAGACUUGUAUAUGCCACAAAAAGCUGCCACACUUCCAAGAAGCAGAAAUCCUUUUGACAACAGCAGCAGCAGCUCCUGGAAGGUCACAGAUACAAGUUUUGAAACCACUACAAAUUACAAACAUCCAGAAAUUAAACGAGAAACCAAGAGAGACAAAGAGAAGGAUAAAAUUAGCCUCUUUGCACGUGUGACUGGCAAGAAAGAUGUCAAAAAGUCUGAAAAGGCUAGCAAUGUGAAGUCAGAUGGUACUAGUGAUGCAAAUCUACUAAACCCAUUUUCAGGAAACUUUCACAGCAGUUGUGAAUUUGACUCCAAAAAUCCAUUUGCCACAAAAUACAACACAAUUGAUAUGUCAAGUUUAACCAAACCCACAAAUUCUGAAGAUACAAAAACACUAGUAUCCACUGACAGACGUAAAUGUCAAGAAAAUAAUCAACAUUCAAGUAAUGCAUUCAAGCAACAUCACUUUGAACGCUAUGGGGAGAAAAACAGAGAUCUCUGCCUACUUGCCACUGGAUAUCGUAAUUUGUCAUAUGAUGAGCUGAUCUAUGAACUUGUGAAGCAAAAAGAACUUGUUAAGAGAAAAGAUGGUCAAAUCCGGGAGCUUGAGGACUACAUUGAUAACCUUCUAGUGCGAGUAAUGGAAGAAACUCCCAGCAUUCUUAGAGUGCCAUACGAACCAUCUAGAAAAGCUGGGAAGCUUUCAAAAAACAAUUGACCUAAUUAAUAUUUUUGAAUUGACAAAAUAUUCUUAAUGCCUGUGACAAAAAGCGAUGGCAACUUGAUCUUUAUAGACCAUGAAUUGGUAAAGAAGUUUACAGAAUGAUAUUACUCUUUUUCAUAGUGGCUAUUAACUAAUUGUUGCCAGGCAAAGUAGAAACUAUAUAUCUUAAAUCCCUCUCUCUCUACCUCUCCAUCCAUAUCUCUCUCUCUCUCUCUCUCUCUC